Messenger RNA from Hippopotamus amphibius kiboko, 882 nucleotides. It is a transcript of the gene CIDEA, whose product is annotated as cell death inducing DFFA like effector a. The coding region runs from base 19 to 678 and encodes 219 amino acids. Gene Ontology annotation, biological process: apoptotic process; regulation of apoptotic process; lipid storage. Gene Ontology annotation, cellular component: lipid droplet. Lineage: Eukaryota; Metazoa; Chordata; Mammalia; Artiodactyla; Hippopotamidae. The transcript has 5 exons. The record is from RefSeq and is a predicted model, not a curated record.
CCCAGCUGGGACCCAGCGAUGGAGACGGCCCGGGACUGCGCCGGAGCCCUACUCAGGCCCCUGACGUUUAUGGGGUCGCAGACGAAGAAGGUGCUGCUCACGCCCCUCAUUCAUCCUGCUCGCCCCUUCCGGGUCUCCAACCACGACCGGAGCAGCCGCCGAGGGGUGAUGGCCAGCACCCUGCAGGAGCUCCUCACCAAGACCCUGGACGCCCUGGUUAUUGCCAGUGGAGUGGUCACUCUGGUGCUGGAGGAGGAUGGCACUGUGGUGGACACGGAGGAGUUCUUCCAGACCCUGGGGGACAACACACACCUCAUGGUCCUGGAGAAGGGACAGAAGUGGACACUGGGUGGAACCUACAUCCCAGCCUGCCAGCCACGAAAGAGACGGGGGAUCGCGAGAGUCACCUUCGACCUGUACAAGCUGAACCCCAAGGACGUCAUUGGCUGCCUCAACGUGAAGGCCACCAUGUACGAGAUGUACUCGGUGUCCUACGACAUCCGGUGCAUGGGGCUCAAGGCCCUGCUGAGGAGCCUGCUGCGGUUCCUGUCUCACGCCGCCCAGGUGACCGGCCAGUGUCUCUUCCACACUGGCACCUACAUGCUCCGAGUGCUGGCUGACACGGAGGAGCAGGCGGUGCCUGGCCCGCACCUUCGGCGGGGAGUCACGAGUGGAUAGGGGUGCACAGCGCAGGGGCUCUGCCGGCCUCAACCCUGCUGGUCCCUCUCCUCCCUCUCCGGGGACAAACUCGGAGGAUGCUGUGUUCCCACCACAUGUCACCUGCUCAGGAAAGAAAAGAGGCCUGAGGGCACUACCAGGAGCCCCCAGUGUGGGGGGAUGGGGCAGCACAAGACCUGCGGCUCCCCAAUAAACCAGUCACAA